UCCAACUAUAACUACCGCAGGCUCCUCUGCAUCUGAAAUAUCCUGCCAGGUGCCAGCGGCCGCGGACAAGAUCCAAGAACUCGCGCCACGCACGGACAGGGCCGGAGAUCGAGAGUGAGAGUGACCGACAGCGCGAGGCGCCAUGAACGUCGAGGAGGAGGUCGGGAAGCUCAAGGAGGAGAUCCAGAGGCUCGGCCAGCAGCAACCCGACGGCUCCUACAAGGUCAAAUUCGGUGUACUCUUCAACGACGAUCGAUGUGCAAACAUUUUUGAAGCACUAGUUGGCACCUUGAGGGCCGCCAAGAAGAGGAAAAUUCUGACCUAUGAUGGCGAGCUGCUUCUGCAGGGUGUUCAUGACAAUGUGGAGAUAACCCUAUUGCCCCCUCCUGCAGUUGCUGCCGCUUGAGGCGCACAGAACCACCAUUCCCCUAUUCUGUAUCGUUGAUAUGCUUGUACUGUUGUGCCUAUAUUUUCAUGAACCAUUUGGUAUUUCCAGAAGACUGCUAUAUUGUGUGAUGUAUGAAGUUGUGACGCUUAAAAAAUUGGCUUGCUUGCUUAUGGCUGUGCUGUAACAUUCUAGAUGACUUUUCUUUCUCCAGAAAAUUACCGUUUUAGUUCCAUUA
This is a messenger RNA of Setaria italica (foxtail millet), 623 nucleotides long. RefSeq names its product costars family protein. Bases 143 to 406 code for a protein of 87 amino acids. The transcript is spliced from 2 exons. Gene Ontology annotation, biological process: regulation of actin filament-based process. NCBI's taxonomy places the organism in Eukaryota, Viridiplantae, Streptophyta, Magnoliopsida, Poales, Poaceae. The record is from RefSeq and is a predicted model, not a curated record.